This is a messenger RNA of Colletotrichum siamense, 573 nucleotides long. RefSeq lists its product as uncharacterized. The transcript has a single exon. Bases 1 to 573 code for a protein of 190 amino acids. Lineage: Eukaryota; Fungi; Ascomycota; Sordariomycetes; Glomerellales; Glomerellaceae. The record is from RefSeq and is a predicted model, not a curated record.
AUGCAGGAGCUCAGCAACAAGCUCACAGCCAGCAAGUUCGCCUCUUUGAUCACCCUCCUACCACCGACGAGCUUCCACAUGACAGUCUUCGAAGGCGUGUGUGAUCAAGUUCGGAAAUCCGGAUACUGGCCAUCUGAUCUAUCUCUCGAUGCCCCUCUUGAGGAGUGCAACUCCAAGUUCGAGAAAGCUCUGGGUGCAUUUGAUCUCGGGGAUGAGUAUGCGCCCCCGUACAAGAUGACGGUGAGGGGGUUCGACCCACUCGAAAUCGGCAUCGGUGUCCGGCUUGACGGGCGCACGCCGGCCGAGACGGAGCGACUCAGAUCCUUGCGGAACAAACUCGCAGACAAGCUGAACAUCCGGCACCCGAUACAUGAUGGCUACGGCUUUCAUCUCAGUGUUGCAUACCUGCUGAGACAUCUCACAGAUGAGCAGAACCGAGAGCUCCAGGCUCUGCUGCUGAAACAUUUUGAGAAUAUGCCCAAGGAGUUCGAGUUGAGCGCGCCGGAAUUUUGCACCUUUGAGAAUAUGUUUGCAUUCAAGCGCGCCUUUUUUCUUGGGAAAGAGCGAAGUUGA